GAAAGGGCCCAUAUGAUGUCCCCUCAAUGGACUCUAAGAUGUGAUCUUCAUCUUUCUCCACUGAGAGCUAAAAGAGCUGCACUCUAUUCCCUAUCAUCUUCUCUCUUUUCUUACCCAAAAUAAGCAUGAAUUCUUCUGCAACAAUCCUGUCCAAGGAUUCUAAUUCCGCCAGCGAUCAGGCGUCGCCGCCUCUGAGCCGAUACGAGUCUCAGAAGAGAAGGGACUGGAACACUUUCGGGCAGUACUUGAAAAACCAGAGGCCACCAGUUUCAUUGUCUCACUGCAACUGUAACCAUGUUCUUGAAUUUCUGAGAUACCUAGACCAGUUUGGGAAGACUAAGGUUCACUUGCAUGGUUGCGUGUUCUUCGGGCAGCCUGACCCACCGGCGCCCUGCACCUGCCCCUUGAGGCAGGCUUGGGGCAGCCUGGACGCCUUAAUCGGACGGCUAAGGGCUGCGUACGAAGAGCACGGCGGAUCCCCGGAGACCAACCCUUUUGGAAACGGAGCGAUUCGAGUUUAUUUGCGUGAAGUGAAGGAUUCUCAGGCUAAGGCAAGAGGGAUUCCGUAUAAGAAGAAGAAGAAGAAGAGAAUCAAUCAUCCACUCAAGGCGCAUGAUGAGCUGCUGAUCAAGAACCCCAAACAGCCCGCUUGAACUACUCGGCACUCCUCUUUUCCGGAUGAUAAUUUUAUGGGUCUAAUUAGGCCAGCAAGUGGUAUGGGAUGGAGAGCCGGAGAAUGCUGGACCUCACACAUCACAUUCCUAAUUAAUUAUGAGUCUACCUUAAUUGUUCCAAAUAAUACACAUAAUAUAAUAUAUAAAUCUCUAGGUAGCAGGAGUUCAUAAAAAGCUGCUGGAGGUGAUAUGUUGUUAUAUCAUAAAAAGCUGCUAGACGUAGAUUAUAGUACCCUGUUGGUUGUAUGUACGUACUGAGUAAAUUUUUCACCAUUUCCAUAGAGGAGAUGUAAUAUGUAGGCCUUUUAGUCACAUAAAUAGGAUACUACUAUUAGUGUAUUAUUUCCAAACAAACGGGGGAAAAUUGAUUAAACGUAUCUCAAUUACCUGUGGUAUGCUAUGGAAAGAAAUACUUAAUCUUCAAUCUCA
This is a messenger RNA of Sesamum indicum (sesame), 1103 nucleotides long. Its product is annotated as protein LIGHT-DEPENDENT SHORT HYPOCOTYLS 10. Lineage: Eukaryota; Viridiplantae; Streptophyta; Magnoliopsida; Lamiales; Pedaliaceae. The record is from RefSeq and is a predicted model, not a curated record. Gene Ontology annotation, cellular component: nucleus. Gene Ontology annotation, biological process: response to light stimulus; mRNA transcription.